ACACCUUAUCGUCAACAUACACAAACAUGGCGUCAGGGCAGACACGCAAGAUGCUGGCGCUCAGUCGCUGUGCCAUAUAUCUAUUAUUAUUACUAGUUCCCGCUGCGAUCUCCUCCACACUUCGACUCCACCACGAUCAGAGAUUCGUACUACCACAGGACAGAGGUUUUUCCCUUGUGAGCGCACACCUGGAGCCUGCAGAAAGUCGCGUCGUGCGCCUGGAGAGAGAAGUCAGGGAGGCUUCAGCCGCGCAUCAGCUUCGCGUUCGGCGGAAUGCUGCUGGAGCGCCCGUGCCAAAUGUUUAUGGAAUGGCCAACCUGAAUGACUCUCACAAUCAGAUGGUCGUCCACUGGGCCGGGGAGAAGAGUGACGUCAUAGUAGCGUUAGCGAGAGACAGCGUUGGUGCCACAGACCCCAAAACCAGCUCUGUUUAUGUGUCUUAUGACUAUGGUGCCAACUUCACCCCGGUAUCAGAGAAAUUUCAGCUGCCCAGGGAGCAGGAGGACAAGAAACAGGUCAUCUCGCAGUUUUACCACAGUCCUGCCGACAACAAACGGUACCUGUUUACCGACACCACAAACAGUUAUCUGUGGAACACCUUUGACUUUUGCAAAACCGUCCAGGGUUUCUCCAUCCCGUUCAAGCCCACAGACCUGCUGCUGCACAGUAAAAGGCCGAACCUGGUCCUCGGUUACGACAGCUCUCAUCCUAACAAACAGCUGUGGAAGUCAGAUGACUUUGGUGAGACGUGGGUGUUGAUUCAGGAACAUGUCAAGUUCUACUUCUGGGGUGUAGAGCCGUACGACAACCCCACCACAGUGUUUGUCCAGCGCCACGAGCCCCAGGGAGACUCCAGCAUCCUCACCAGCACAGACUUCUUCCAGAGCGAGCAAAACCGACGCAUUAUCCUGGAGAAAGUGGACAGUUUCCAGCUACGUGACAAAUACAUGUUUGCCACCACCACCAGGGCAUUAUUGGGGAGCCACGAGUCUCAGUCUGUCCAGCUCUGGGUUUCUUACAACCGACAGCCAAUGAGAGCAGCUCAGUUUAACACCCGUCACCCAAUCACAGAGUACUACAUAGCAGACGCUUCAGAAGACCAGGUCUUUGUGUGUGUGAACCACAAUAAUAAUGUCACACACCUGUAUAUCUCAGACACACAGGGCCUGUCCUUUUCCCUGUCCCUGGAGAAUGUGCUGUACUUCAGCCCUGAUGGAUCAGGAAGCAACACUCUUAUCAGGUACUUCGCCAAUGAGCCAUUCGCAGACUUGCAUCGGGUCGAGGGGCUCAGAGGUGUGUUUGUGGCCACUUUGAUCAAUGGAUCCGUCAGUGAAGACAACAUGAGGUCCGUCAUCACAUUUGAUAAAGGAGGAACCUGGGAGCUUCUUCAACCUCCAGCGGCUGACAGUCUCGGAGGAACUAUAGACUGCCAGCUGAACAGUGGCUGUUCCCUUCACUUGGCUCAGCGAUGGAGUCAGCUGUUGAAUAUUCAGCUGCGCAGGAUCCCUAUUCUGUCCAAAGAGUCUGCACCUGGUCUCAUCAUGGCGACAGGAUCUGUGGGAAAGAAUAUGGCCAAUAAACCUAAUGUGUAUGUGUCCAGUAGUGCAGGGGUCCGAUGGAGAGAGGCUCUGGCUGGUCCUCAUUUCUACACCUGGGGAGAUCAUGGAGGGAUCCUGAUGGCUAUCGCACAGGGCGGGUCCAGCAAAACACUCAAGUACAGUACUAAUGAGGGCGAGACCUGGAAGGAGUUCCAGUUCUCUAAACAGGAGGUGUAUGUUUACCAACUGCUGACUGAACCGGGUGAGAAGAGCACCAUCUUCACCAUCUUUGGCUCGUAUGCUGACCAGAAGCACAGCUGGCUCAUCGUCCAGGUCAAUGCUAGUGAUGUGCUCGGCGUGCCGUGCUCAGAGGGCGACUAUAAACUGUGGUCUCCCUCGGACGAGAGGGGCAAUGGCUGUCUGCUCGGCAGGGAAAUGGUGUACAAGCGCCGCUCUCCUCACGCCACCUGCUUUAAUGGCGAGGACUUUGACAGGCCCAUCUCUCUGUCCAACUGCUCCUGCACACGUCAGGAUUAUGAAUGUGACUAUGGGUUUAAGCUGAGCGAGGAUCUGUCUCUCGAGGUGUGUGUGCCUGAUCCUGAGUUUUCUGGAAACCUCUACGCCCCGCCAGUGCCAUGUCCGGUGGGCACCACUUAUCACCGCAGCAAAGGGUACAGGAAGGUGUCUGGUGACAGCUGCACUGGUGGAGAUGUUGAAGCUCGGCUGGACGGAGAAAACCUGCCCUGUCCAGUGGGAGAGAGUAAUGAGUUUAUCCUGUAUGCUGUGAGGAACUCCAUCCACCGCUAUGACCUGGCCUCUGGCACAGACCAGCAGCUGCCUCUCACGGGUCUUCACGAGGCUGUGGCACUGGACUUUGAUUAUGAGAAGAACUGCCUGUACUGGGCGGAUAUUUCGCUGGACACCAUACAGAGACUGUGUAUGAAUGGAAGCUCUGGACAGGAAGUGAUUGUCAAAAGGGACUUGCAAAAUGUGGAGGCGCUGUCGUUUGACCCCAUCAGCCGAUUGCUUUAUUGGGUGGAUGCAGGUGCACAGAAGAUUGAGGUGUCCAACUCUGAUGGAGACCUGAGACGCACUCUGGUCAACUCUUCAGUGGUGGACCAGCCUCGAGCCCUGGCACUCAUGCCAGCAGAGAGCUUGAUGUUUUGGACAGAUUGGGGUGAUCGUGCAGCAGGCGUCUACCGCAGCUGGAUGGACGGCUCGAACAUCUCCUGCAUUGUGUCAGAGGGAGUCCGCUGGCCUAAUGGCAUUACAGCUGAUGAGUCGUGGCUGUACUGGACAGAGGCAUAUGGAGACCGCAUUGAACGAGCUGAUUUUAAUGGAGGAAGCCGCACUGUCAUAAUGGAGGGCCUGCCUCAUCCUUACGCUAUUGCUGUUUUUAAGAAUGACCUGUACUGGGAUGACUGGUCCAGAAUGGGAAUCUUCAAAGCACCGAAAUCAGGCUCACCGGACAGUGAGUUGAUAGUGGGCCGCCUAACAGGAGUAAUGGACCUCAAGAUCUUCUACAAGGGAAAAAACAGAGGUCAGAAUGCCUGCGCAGAUCAGCCAUGCAGUCUUCUGUGCCUUCCCCAGCCUGGAAACCAGCGUCACUGUGUUUGUCCCGAUGGGGUUCCCACCAGCGUCCUGCCCUCAGGAGAGCGUCAGUGCCAGUGUCCCAGCGGAUACCAACUACACAACAAUACAUGUGUCAAGACAGAGCACACAUGUUUGCCAAACCAGCACCGCUGCGCUAACGGGAAGUGCAUUAGCAGCAUCUGGAAGUGCGACAGUGACAAUGACUGCGGCGACAUGAGUGAUGAGCAAGAGUGCCCCACCACUUCCUGUGACCCUUCAGUGCAGUUCCGUUGUGUAGCUUCAGGUUCCUGUAUUCCUCUGGCCUUCAAGUGUGACCAUGAGGACGACUGUGGGGAUAACAGUGACGAGGAGCAUUGUGAGUCUCACAAGUGUGGACCAGGAGAGUUCACCUGUGCAAGAGGCGCUUGUAUUCGGGACGCAUGGCGCUGUGAUGGGGACAACGACUGCAGAGACUGGUCAGAUGAGGCCAACUGUACUGUGGGUCACCAUACGUGUGAGAGCAGUAGUUUCCAGUGUCACACUGGUCACUGUAUUCCUCAGCGCUGGGUCUGUGACGGAGAUGACGACUGCCAGGAUGGCUCAGACGAGGACCCUACGCAGUGUGGAAGGCAAAAGUGCAAUGGCUUCUUAUGCUCGAAUGGCACCUGUCUGCCUGCAAGUGCUCACUGCAAUGGUGUUGAGGACUGUCCAGGUGGCGCUGAUGAGCAAAACUGUGGUCCACUCUGUGCACACUAUAUGGAGUUUGUGUGCAGAAAUCGAGCGCAGUGUCUGUUUCAGUCUCUGGUUUGUGACGGGACCCGGCACUGUGCUGAUGGUUCUGAUGAGGACCCCAUUUAUGCUGGAUGCUCCACUAGUGUUGAGUUUGAGAAAACAUGUGACGGCUACAACUUCCAGUGCACCAAUGGGAUGUGUGUGACGUUGGAGUGGAAGUGUGACGGCAUGGACGACUGUGGUGACUACUCGGACGAGGCCAACUGUGCAUCGCCGACUGAGGAGCCAGGCUGCACGAGUUACUUCCGGUUUGAGUGUAAAAACGGCCGCUGUGUGCCUGCCUGGUGGAAAUGUGAUGGAGAAAAUGACUGCGGCGACUGGUCUGAUGAGUCUCAGUGUUCAGGUGGCGAAGCUCUUCACACACCUGCACCGGGUCCUGCUACCUGUGCUCCUAAUCGUUUCCGCUGUGGUUCUGGCGCAUGUAUUGUGGACACCUGGGUGUGUGACGGCUAUGCGGACUGUCCUGAUAGUAGUGAUGAAGCAGGCUGUCCAACAGUGAAAGGCUCUGUGACUUCAGUGACGACUCUUCCUCCAUCGGGCCGCUGUACUAAAGAUCAGUUUCUGUGUGUGAAGCCUCCAGCAUGUAUUUCAGAUUGGAAGCGCUGUGAUGGUCAUUCUCACUGCCUGGACGGAUCUGACGAGGCCAACUGUCCCACUCAUGGCCCUCUGCUCUGUGCGAAUGGUACGCGGUGUGCAGACGGCGAGGCCUGUUUGCUGAACAGCGAGAGGUGUGAUGGUUUUAUAGACUGCUCUGACCGAAGUGACGAGCACAACUGCACUGAUGAACAGCAGGUCUACAAGGUUCAGAAUCUACAGUGGACUGCCAAUUUCUCUGGAGCUGUCAAGCUUACAUGGACAAGGCCUAAAAAUAUGCCUACAUCCUCCUGUUCUUUUGUCAUCUACUUCAGGCCAGUGGGUGUACAACAGUGGACGUCAAUAGACACAAACAGCAAUAAGGGUAGUGCCGUUCUGACCGUGUUGAUGCCAGACACCACAUACAACGUGAAGGUUCAGACUCAGUGCCUUAGCAAACAGCACAGGACCAAUGAAUAUCUUACUCUGCGCACUCCAGAAGGAUUGCCAGACCCUCCGCAGAGCCUUCAGUUGAGCUGUGACAAAGCUGAUGACGGGACGGUCCUGUGUUCCUGGAGCCCUCCUGAUAAAACACAUGGACACAUCAGGGAGUAUAUUGUGGAGUAUAGUGAGAAGGACAGUGCAGAGUGGUUUUCUCUGAGUAGCACCAGCACUAACGCAGAAGUGAAGAACCUGCAGCCCAGCUCGCUCUACAGAUUUAGGGUGGCUGCCGUCACAAGCAGAGGCGUUGGAAACUGGACAGAAAUAAAGUCUAUUAUUCCUCAAAAAGCGCUCUCUCCACCUAAAGUGACGAUCACCAGCAUCACAGAAGACUCAAUGAGUUUGUCCAUCUCUAAUGAUUAUAAGGUGAAGGUGAAGCUCUAUAUUGUAGUAAUUUCUUGGGUAUUUGAUGAACAUGUUAAGGAGAGCUGGAAUUACACGGUCCCAGAAACACUGAAAGUCUCUAACCUGACAGCAGGGACGGAGUAUGAGGUGGCGGUGUGGGCUCACACUGAUGAUGGAGACAGUCCUACAGCCCUGUCCCGCCAGCAGACUAAAGGCAGCAGACCUGUCCAACCCUCACUAAAGGCCAGAGCCCUCAACCAGACUGCUGUAGACUGCAACUGGACUGGCCCGCCAGCAGAGAUGUACGCUGUGUUCUACGCAACCUCAUUCCUGGAUCUGUUUCGCAGACCUCACAGGGUGAACAGCACAUCUAGCAGUCUAACUGUGAUUGUUGACAGCGAUGAGCAGUACCUUUUCCUGGUGCGAGUGGUUUCUCCAUACAUGGGUCCUCCAUCAAACUAUGCUGUAGUGAAGAUGAUCCCAGAUGAGCGCCUUCCACCUCGUAACCUGCACAAAGUGCGAGUGGAUAAAACGCAGGCCACUCUGAAGUGGCAGCCGCCGUAUGAUUCUCCCAGCAGUCCUUUGACAUAUGCUGUGCAUGUGAGAGAUACAGUUCGAAAAACCGAGAGCGACUAUAAAGUGAUCACUCAGAAUAACACAGUGGAGUACACACUGAAGGGCCUGGAGCCGGCCGGACGCUACAGCAUCACCAUCAGACUGCUCAACAUGAGCAAAGAAGCCAGCUAUACACUCAGCACAGUUCCUCUGCCUGCACCUGAGGCCCUCAAGAUCUUAGAAGAAGAGGAUCACGUGUUUCUCUUCUGGAAGAGUCUGGCUGUGAAGGAUCGCACCUUUAAUGAGAGCAGGGGCUAUGAGGUGUAUGUGCAUGACAGUGUCACCAACUCCACCAAGUGUUUAGGCAACACAACAGAGACGUUCUUCAGAAUCAACAGCCUGCUGGCAGGUCAUAACUACACGUUCUCGGUGCGGGCGCGAUGUCUACUCAGCAACCAGCUUUGUGGAGAGUCAGCGGUGCUGUUAUAUGAUGAACUGGGCAAAGCAGCAGGGCAGAAUGAUGCAGCGUCUCAGUCGGGUAAAUCGGAGGACAUGGCAGCUAUUGUGGUGCCAGUGUUGUUCCUGCUGUUAGUGGGUGUGUGUGGAGGCCUGGUGGUGCUUUACCUCAGACAUCGUCGCCUACAGCACAGCUUUACCGCCUUCGCUAACAGCCACUACAACUCUCGUCUGGGCUCUGCUAUUUUCUCCUCAGGAGAUGAGCUGGGUGAUGAUGAUGAAGACGCUCCUAUGAUCAGUGGUUUUUCAGAUGACGUCCCGAUGGUCAUUGCGUAGCUGGACAAACCUUUCUCUUCUCCUCCUUCACUUUCACUCCACAACCUUAUCAUAUUUUCUUAUGUGCUCAUCCGGCACACCUUCAAGCUACUCAUGACCCCUGUCACUUAAAAAAAAAACGCUGGAUUUGGGUUUCCGGACCCACAGGAAGACAAGAAAGCAUGGAGCGAAAGAGAUAUUUUUGAAUAUAAGAUGCACUUUUUUCGGAUGCGCAAUAACUUAUUUUUUAUAUAUAAUAUAUGUGGGUAUUGGACAUUGUAGGCAUUAACUGAAGCAAACUGUGAAGGAGUUGGUCAGCUGAUCAGCACAGACACACCGACCCAACAAGGAAAAGACCCUUAUUGUACAACAAAGUCUCACACGAGCAUUACAUUUGCUUAAAGCCAAAACAAGCACCUAGAUAUGGGUACAUCAGUGCAAAAACACACACAAAAGAAGAGUAAAAAAAACGAAAAAGCUAACCUCACAUGUGUACAGAUGAAAAAACGGACCAAUGAAUGCUGACGAAAAGGGAAGCCGGUACAUAGGCUGUUGACAGUAAAUUGCACAGGAUCAGAUUUUUGUUCGCAGAUGCUCGAUUUGUGUCACUUUAUGUCAGUAGACCUGCAUUUGUCCAUGGUACCUUGUUUACACUUUGUAUCCAUUUGUUAAUUUCCACCCUCAGCAAUAGGUUGAAUUGAAAACAUAAAAAUCAUGACCUAUUUUAGUUGCUUCAUCAGCUGUUUUUGGAAAACAAUGACCAACAUUAAGAAAGUGACAGUUAUUUGAUUGUUGUCCACAUGCUCGGUCCACAAAAAAAACAUCUAAUGUUCACCAUCUGCUUGUUUUGUUUUUCCUUUAUCGUACGCAUUUUAUCUAGCAAAAAAUAAUCUUGCAUAUCCUGUGUGCUGCCAUGGUUUUAGUCCUUUAGUGUUCUCAGGGAACUGGAUUAAUGUUGAUGUACCAGCGAUAUCAGUCACACUGCCACAGGCAGCGCAGUGUGUUGAACUGGUAGACUGUUGCGCUUGACAGUCUCUCCGUGAAGCCUGUGCAGAAGCUUCAUCCUAGUCUCUUGUGCCAAGCUUAAGAAAAGCAGAGGGUAGAGCAAACGUCUUGCCUUCCCGAACGUUGUGAAGAGGUACAUAUGUUAAAUUCAUGUUUUAUUUUAACUGGAUUGCGGGUGUUACUGAACAGAUUUGUUUAUGAAUGUAUUUUUUUUCUUGUUUUCUAUUCUCUUGUAUUGAGAUGUCCAGAAAAAGACAAAUGCUUGUAAUCCACCCCCUACUUUUUCAAGGAUUUUAAAUGAGGUUUAUGGCCAGUUUACAUUCAAAUGCUUAUGGUCAUUAUUAUUAUCCCAUUGUUAAUUGACAAUAACCAAAACAUUUUAGUGAAGCCGUUCCUUUCGCUACCACAUUGCCUUAUUAUGAACACACUGAGUAAAGUAUGUAGCAGUAUGUCAAUGUGAUCACACAUGCACACGCUCACAGAAAACUGAAAGGUGUAAAAAGACUGUAUAAAGACAGGAGUAGUGUGAUAGGAAAUGUAUCGACAUAUUGUGAAAUGACCACUGUAUAAUGUUUUAAAAGUUCCAGUGCAGCACUUGUGUGAAUCCUGAGCCACCGUUUCUUUAUUUUGUCUUGUUUGUGUUCUUUACUCGCAACCAUUUGUGGCAAUAUUUGUCAUGCCCAGUUUGAAACCCAUUUGUUUUUUGGUCAAUAAGAUGUAAAAGUUUUCGCGUAGCAGUGACUUUGGACACCGCCAUGUUGAAAUUUUUGAUCUUGCCUGCCUACUGAGGGUUUUAAAGAUACAAAUAUUUUAAGUGGUACAGUCUGAGAUGUUUUAUGAAUCACUUAUGCUGAAAUAAAUGUGGAAAACUGGUGAA
Molecule: messenger RNA, 8529 nt
Organism: Danio rerio (zebrafish)
Lineage: Eukaryota; Metazoa; Chordata; Actinopteri; Cypriniformes; Danionidae
Source: RefSeq, a predicted model, not a curated record